This is a messenger RNA of Toxotes jaculatrix (banded archerfish), 1786 nucleotides long. RefSeq names its product neuritin 1a (gene nrn1a). The record is from RefSeq and is a predicted model, not a curated record. Bases 186 to 617 code for a protein of 143 amino acids. Gene Ontology annotation, biological process: nervous system development; neuron projection extension. Gene Ontology annotation, cellular component: plasma membrane. NCBI's taxonomy places the organism in Eukaryota, Metazoa, Chordata, Actinopteri, Toxotidae. The transcript has 3 exons.
CGCACAGAGGAAAGAGACGACAAGAAUAAAGGAGCAGGAGGAGGAGGAGAAGAAGAAGGAGGAGGACUCAGAGGGCGCUGGAUGUAGCCGUUUUGCGGGUGUUUCGCGGGGAAUGUGCGGCUCCUCCUCAGCUGCUCUCCAACUUUCUGAAUCUCUGCUCUCAUGGUGAGAGGAGGACGCAGAGGAUGGGAGUAACCUGGUCCUCCAAAUGCCUCGCACUCUUUCUAGCUCUUCACAUAGUCUCCGUGUUGCAGACGGUGCUGGUCAGCGCUGGUCAAUGUGACUCGGUGUUUAAAGGUUUCUCAGACUGUCUGCUUCAGCUGGGGGAGAACAUGGCCAACUAUCCCCAGGACCUGGACGACAGGGAGAACCUGCACAAGAUCUGCAAUUACUGGGAUAACUUCCACUCCUGUGCCACGACGGCGCUGGCCGACUGCCAGGAGGGAGCGACGGACCUCUGGGAGAAACUGAAAAAGGAGUCUCGCAACCUGGAUUUCCGUGGGAGUUUGUUUGAACUCUGUGGCAGCGGCAAUGGAGCCCCCAGAUCUGCCGACGCCAGGGGCCUCGCCUUGGUCCUAACCACACUGCCCACCAUACUGACUUGGCUGGCGUUUUAACAGAAACAAGGAAAAUAAAAACACAAAGCGAAAAGAAGAAAAAAAAGGAAAAACCCAAACAAAAAAAGAAAUUAGAAAAAGAGUGAUAGCUGCUCUUCGAUACUGAAAAUACGACUUCAAGGACUGAGUUUGAAUUCAUCACCAGAAAACUACACCCAAAAUGGAUUUUUACUACAACAUCACUGUAUGGCGGCCUGGUUUGCCUUCCCGGGACAUCUGCAGGCCAUCCUCCUGGAGCGCUCAUCCAAUCACACGCUGACCUGACCCACAGGUCGAUGACAUGAAAUAUUCAACAUGCCGCUGAACUGAAAUGAUGACAAUGAUAAAAAUUUGAUGGAUUCUUGCCCGCUUACAAUCGUGGAAUUACACAGUAUUAAAGUCAACCAUGAAUUAUUGAUGUUUAGUAGGCUAGGCCUAGACAGCACUAUGUGACUGCUGGGUGCUGACACAGUAUCAGGCUAUAUAUUAGGGUUCCCAUAUAGCCUAAGGCACAUCUUCAUGUGUAAUGCGAGGCCGAGCUUAACUCAACAAAAUCAAUAAGACAAGCCGAGGCCUAGAGCCCAUUUCAGACCCGUCACCUCAUUUCCAUCACGGGCAGUUUUUCCUUUUUUUUAUUGCGCCAAGUAGACUCUGUUGAGCCUGGUGGUUUUGAUGGACCGAAUGCUUGAUAGUGAUGUAAUAUUUGUAUUCUUAUUGGCUGUUUAUUGUGCUUAGGCCACGGCCACACCAGCUUUUAUUUAUCAUGGCGGCUCCACGUUACUACGCCUGAAUGGAGUCGUCACUAUCGGUGGUGGAAUUAGUUUUAUCCUCCUGAACAGGUCAAAAUUUACAGGCACACUUGUGGCAACUUGCAAAAAGCUAAACUACAGCGACCUUUGACCCAUGCAGCAUGGCUUACAGUCAGUUGUCAGCCUGCAAUGGGCAUUUUUAAAUUUCUAGUGCUUUACUUUUGGUUGCUGAGCUGGCUGCCACUUCCAAAAUCAACACCACCUGAAGAAACAUCUCUCAGCCAGUUUCUGGUGUGACCGUAGCCUUAUUUUUCCCCACCAAGCUCUGAGGUGCAGGGAUGUAGUUGAGAGUAUAAAGCCUGCUUUUCAUUACAGACCAGUUUCGACUGAUGUUAACCUGCAUGAAGUCAGUCCCGAAAGAUUUCAGGACGUGAGCACAAA